This is a messenger RNA of Hydractinia symbiolongicarpus, 2647 nucleotides long. RefSeq lists its product as uncharacterized. Lineage: Eukaryota; Metazoa; Cnidaria; Hydrozoa; Anthoathecata; Hydractiniidae. Gene Ontology annotation, biological process: transcription initiation at RNA polymerase III promoter; transcription by RNA polymerase II. Gene Ontology annotation, cellular component: nucleus. Bases 135 to 782 code for a protein of 215 amino acids. The record is from RefSeq and is a predicted model, not a curated record. The transcript has 4 exons.
AAUCGGUGCCACAAAGUCACGAAAAUUUCGAGCUACCAGUGACUAAGUUAAGUCAGAGAACUAAAUUGUUGCUUUUGUUGAUGGAGUGUGGAUAGAUAUCAGGGGCGGAUACAGGAAUUUAAACAAGAAAAAAAAUGAGUCACAGUUUGUAUUUGGAAUUUUUGAUGGAAGAAGAGAAGUGUUUAUCACAACUAGAGAGUAAGAUAAAAGAUCAGUUAAAUCGAUUGAAAGUAGAAGAACUGACAUUGCUGAAAUUGAUCAGUAAUAGUGAUCAUAUUCAACAUCCGAAUACAACAGCAGAACAGGAUGAUGUGCAUUUGUUUAAAAUUGUAUCAAACGACGAUGACGAUGAUCUUCCUCCAGCUCAACUAAACAAAACAUUACCUGCCCAAACCGAGACAAACAAAAAUAACUGUCAGUCAACCGAAGUCGGGAGUGAUUCGUCUCUUUGUUUACAGUCCACAAUGAAUGCAAGCACUGGUGUGGAAGCCAACGACAUCCCCAUUAACUUAAGCAGCGUACACAAUACGAGUCAUAUACCAAGUGAAAGGAACUCAACAAUAACAACAGAUCAUGUUGUCGAAAAUGGUUCGAAUGAGAACACUGUCAUUGUGAAUUCUUUUCACGCAAAUGAAAUACAAAGUGAUCUGUCUGUUAACACGAUACCUUUAAAUCUCAACUCUACACCUUCUAGCAUGAUAAGCUCAGUGAGAACUGAGGAUGCUUUGGGAGAUAAUGUUGAAGAGGAAGAAGAAGAAGAUGAUAGUGAUGAUGAAAUGUAAAAGUUGUUUCCAUUUUGUCGUCUACUACAGUCUUACUGAAAACUGCAGUUGUGCAAGUGUGUAGCUACAUUUUCUAGAGUUGAAUAAUUUAUAUGAAUCCUUUUGCUUGUCCUAAUUUUUUAAGCAGAUUUCAGAUUCACACAAUUUUUUAUGAGCAACUCGUUUAUAACCAACUGUACUGGAUUUAAAAAAUUAUUAAGUAACUUCUGUGCAAAUACAAGAACAAGGAGCACUAAAAAUUCAUUUGUUGCGUAAAUAGAAAGGGACACGCUUUCAUAACAAAAGGAACAAAACUCCAAGCAAAGAAAACUACAAUAACUUCUUUGUUACACACUUCAGUUUAUAUUCAAGAACUUUCUUUCACCAAAAAUAUGACUUGUUUUCUUCCUUCCGUUUUACAUAAAUCACGGAAAUUAAUAAAAUUAAGCAACAAUCAAGCAACUUGAGAUCUAGAUAUUGACUAAAAAAUAAGCAACUUGAGGUCUGAUCAAAAUCAACUUGUUUAUAGAGCAUAUCUUGUAUUCGCAUUCAUAAUCGUUUAUCUCGUAAAACGUUUUCGAAAUUUAAGUAAUUUUCGAACUCACAAAAGUUCUUUCAAAAAAUAAUUUUUAAUACCUCUUGCACAACUCGUUGAUUUCAUUCCGCUGCUCCGAUUUUUUUUUUCAAAAUUACGCUAGAAAUUAAUUGGUCAAACAUAACAUGUUGCUGGUCAAAUUGGUUGAGAAAGAAUAUGCAAGUUGUUACUGUAUUCUAAUAAUUGACCAAACAUAACACAUUAGUGUUCAAAUUAGUUCAUAAAGAUUAUUAAAUAUACAAUAAACAAUGGCUUGUUCUAUAUCUUGCGCAAAAAUUUAAAGUAUUCCCUUUAAAAGUUUCCAUAACCUAUUGUGGAAUUGGUAGUUAGGACAUAAAGACGAAAUACGUGUUAAGAAAAAUAAAAGCAGUGAAGUUAUGUCAACACGGAAUGUAAGGAGUGGGUUUUCAUCCUAUUUUGUACACAAACACUACAUAUGUCAAUAACAUUGUUGACAUACAAAUGACGAAAGAUAGUUAUACAAGAGCUCACUUAUAAACAAGUGGUAAGAAGAUUAGAACGCUAUUCGAUUCUUGCCUGAUCGUAACUCAAGUAGAUGAUGAGAAACUAUUGUCAGAGUGAAUAAUUUUCGCGUUACUGUACUGUGUAGCCAGAGAUAUUAUGGAGGUAUCAACAUUUUUAAAAAUUUGGAUACUUAUUUUGAGUGUGACUACGUUUUGUUGCAUACUCGCUUCUUCUGUUGGUAACCAAUGGGUUGCAUUGACAAUGACCAAAGAUUCAAAGUCGUUGGUUGCAGUAACGAACGGGUUGUGGAAAGAAUGUAUCGACGAUAGAGGCAAAGGUUUUAUUUGUCGAAAUAUUAAAAACCAACCGCAUUGGAUGAUGGGUGACAUGACUUGGUUGGAUACUGCUCGGAUUAUUGCUGUCGCCUCCUGCGUACUGGCGCUUCUUACAAUUGUGUGGAGCAUAGUCGGUUUUGUGAGACCUUUUGCCAGUUACCUAGCAACGCUUUGCAGUCUCUUAUCAAGUGGAACAAUCUCGGCUGUGCUUAUUAUGUAUCAUGCGGAGAAUCAAUGGACCCGUCAACGCAACUUUGAAUACGGCUGGUCGUUUAACGUCGGCGUCGUUGGUACUGUCGUGUCGAGUGUUUCCUUUCUCCUUGGACUAUUUAUCGGAGUUUAUGUAGAAAAUAAAGAAAUACACAAAAUAAAUUACAAACGUCAUUCAAAGAAUUUUUACUGAUACUACUGAGACUAUGGUAGUUUAUAAAUAUAAACGAAGGAUUGUACGUGUAAAUAAAAAAAUUAAAAAUUGUAUUUAUGUUGAAAAA